AUGGAAUAACUUCAUCGCGGACCUCCCCCAUUUCUCUAUCGUUUUAACUCUCUCUCAACAACAAAACCAGCAGAGAAAGAAAAGCACAUAAAGUGUGAUUGUUUUAUAGAGAAAGUGAGAUUCGAGCAUUUUUAAUCCAUUAAUGCAUAUCUGAAACAAAGCGUGAACGGUUACUUUUCACAGAUUCCUUCUCAAAAACUGCGAGUCUCCUCUCACUCCACCUUCAAAUUCACCCAAUCAACCACGCACGCACAAACAAACUCAUCAUCCUUUCUGUUUGCCAUUUCUUUGCUUUCUUCUCUCUAGAAUUAUUAGUGACAGAAAGCGAUGGAGCUUAGUAAGCUUACGCUGGAGAUCUUCACAAUGCUUGAGCAGAAGUGGCUCUACCACUGCCAAGACAAGAAGACCAGAGUUCUCAGCAUUGACGGCGGCGGAACCACCGGCAUUGUAGCCGGAGCCGCCUUGAUUCACCUCGAAGAUCAGAUCAGAUCUAAAACCGGCGAUUCUCACUCUCGCAUCGCCGAUUUCUUUGACAUCAUUGCAGGUACCGGAAUCGGCGCUCUCUUCGCCUCAUUGCUGAUCGCCGAUGACGGUAACGGACGUCCUCUAUUCACGGCUAGGGACGCCGUCAAAUUCAUUACCGAGAAUCAGUCGAAAUUGUUUAAGCUCGAGUGCGUCGGUGUUUUACGCCGGCGACGAAGGUUUUCCGGCGAGAGUAUCGACAAGGUGUUGAAAGAAGCGUUGAGGAGAGAAGACGGUAAGGUGUUGACGUUGAAGGACACGUGUAAGCCUCUCCUCGUUCCUUGCUUUGAUCUCAACAGCUCUGCGCCGUUCGUUUUCUCUCGAGCCGACGCGUCCGAGUCGCUUAGUUACGACUUCGAGCUCUGGAAAGUGUGUCGUGCGGCGUUAGCGACUCCGCCAAUGUUCAAGCCGUUUAGUUUAACGUCCGUUAACGGAAAAACCUCCUGUUUGGCCGUUGACGGUGGCCUCGUCAUGAACAACCCCGCCGCCGCCGCCGUGACCCACGUUUUGCAUAACAAACGUGACUUUCCCUCCGUUAACGGCGUCGAAAACCUGUUAGUCCUCUCGUUAGGUAACGGUUCGUUAAGUAACCAUUCGCAACUCAAACUCCGUGAUAACAGUGACUGUUCUAUGUGUUCCGUUGUGGACAUUGUUCUUGAUGGAGUCUCUGAAACCGUCGACCAAAUGCUCGGAAAUGCCUUUUGUUUCAAUCCUAUGGACUACGUCAGAAUUCAGGCAACAGCCAAUUACGAGACGGGAGAAGAGGGACCAAGCAUGGAGCUGGUGUUGACACAGAGAGGAGUGGAGUCGUUGCCGUUUGGCGGGAAACGGUUGCUGACGGAGGCUAAUGGACAGAGAAUCGACAACUUCGUGCAACGACUUGUUGCUUAGGAGGCCGCCGUCACUCCCCUGGAUAACGCCCAUUACUUUUGUCUCUUUUCUUUUAUUUUUUUUCGAAGGCAAAUUUUUAUUUUAGUUAUGUGGUUUUGACCAUGUGUGCGUAAUUAAUAAACAUUUAACCUCUUGUAUUAGUAGAUUAAAGUGCAUCCUUGUAUUUAAGUAA
Molecule: messenger RNA, 1585 nt
Organism: Camellia sinensis
Lineage: Eukaryota; Viridiplantae; Streptophyta; Magnoliopsida; Ericales; Theaceae
Product: putative inactive patatin-like protein 9
Biological process (GO): lipid metabolic process
Source: RefSeq, a predicted model, not a curated record